AUGUUGAGUCUAACUGGCAACCUGAUCAUCAUCCUCCUCAUAUUAGUGGAUUCUCAUCUCAAAACUGCCAUGUACUUUUUUCUCCAAAAUUUUUCCUUCUUAGAAAUCUCCUUCACUUCUGCCUGCAUUCCUAGAUUCUUGUACAGUAUAUCAACAGGUGACAGGGCCAUUACCUAUAACGCUUGUGCAUGCCAACUAUUUUUCACAGACGUGUUUGCAGUAACAGAAUUUUUUCUCUUGGCCGCCAUGUCUUUUGAUCGCUACGUGGCCAUCUGCAAACCCCUGCAUUACGUGACCAUCAUGAACCAGAGGGUCUGCCAAAGGAUUGUCUUCUGCUGUUGGAUGGCCACCUUGUUGAUCAUCUCCCCACCGUUUAGCUUCGGACUGGCCCUGGAAUUCUGUGACUCUAAUGUCAUUGACCACUUUGUCUGUGAUGUUAAUCCACUCCUGAAGAUCGCCUGCUCAGAGACAAGGUUCAUUGAACAGAUGACUCUUGCUGGCACUGUGCUGAUCUUUAUCCUGACUCUAUGCUUGAGGGUGGCCUUCCAAGUUCAGGCCCCUUCUGACCAAAAAUAUUCGGUGGCAUUCCAGAUUUCAACCAGAAAGAAAGCAUGUGGGCAGUUGUGUGGAUCAAAUCCAAACGAAGUUCACAUCACCUUUGGUUUCUACGUUAAUUACAACAUUUUUAUUCUUCAGGGAAGAGGUGACAGCUAUUGCAACGCAAAUGAUGUUCCCAACGAUUUUUCAAUGAAAAGUCAUCAUUUCAGGUGCUAUGCAUUUAGUUCUGUGUACAUCUUUCUGCUUGGACUAUACAGCUAUGGAAAUGAGGCUGCUUCUGUUCAGUAG
Sus scrofa (pig) is the source of this 846-nucleotide messenger RNA. Lineage: Eukaryota; Metazoa; Chordata; Mammalia; Artiodactyla; Suidae. The record is from RefSeq and is a predicted model, not a curated record.